Molecule: messenger RNA, 830 nt
Organism: Aspergillus aculeatinus CBS 121060
Lineage: Eukaryota; Fungi; Ascomycota; Eurotiomycetes; Eurotiales; Aspergillaceae
Exons: 2
Coding region: 254-745 (163 amino acids)
Source: RefSeq, a predicted model, not a curated record
UUGCUUUCGAACUUUGCUUCUUGUCGGCUGUUUCAUCUCGAACUCAAAACUAGGUUCUCGAUUCCUUCGUUCUUGGUGGUGGCACAGCGCUGCCUCUUCGCUUUUGCUGACACCAGACAAAGCGGUCUCGUACUCUUUACCCACAUUGCGCUCAUCUCAAUCAGAUAGCAAAUCAAUACGCCCAGACCACUCGGUGAGCGUAUUACGACCCUGACUAAACGGAUAUACUGUCAAAUGCGAGGAGCAGGAAUCAAUGGCGGUGAGUUCGUGGACACAGCUGACUGUGUCAAACAAUCGAACAGAUCGUCGUGGCUAUGCUGGGUUCGAAGGGCACAGUUUGUGUACUUUAGCGCAAAGGCUAGAAGCAUCGAAGCCGUAUCGCGUGGUCGGUGGGGAGCCGAUAACUAGGGCUCAUGACAGCAGCCAUCUUACGGCAUGCUCGUCUGGCACAUCUCAUGGUGGAAGAACCCAGCGAAUUCAUCGAACGCAACCAAUUCUCCCUCUUGCCCGGUCGCUCGAUGUGUCGCAAAUAGAAGCACUUCCCCACUCGUGCAGGAUUGCAGUGUCAGCACCACGAGGACAACGCCGGUUGGAUGGACUGUUUCAUAUAAAUAGGCAGAUGUGGUUCCGAAUCCUUCCUGAGGCAGAGCAGUCCGCUCUCAGUAUGGUUCGCUCAUCCACUUUCAACAUGGACGUCAUACGCGAGACUUCUGACCUCGAUAUUCCCAAUGGUCGGUGCAUAUAAGCUGACAUGGAUUGAAGGGUUAGAUGCCACACCCGGUUCUUUGGCGCGCACAGAAGUCCUGACUAAGCGGACCAUUGCUCUUGGC